CGAGGGCAAGGGAGAAAGUGGGGGGAAAGCGGCGGAGCUCUCUGAGCUCUGCCGGGGACUGCCCGCCUGACACCCCAGCAAAGUUUCCUGAGCUCGGUGACAAGAGGGGAGGAGGGAUGUGAGAUCCCCCUGCCCGCAGCGCGCAGCUGGGCUGCCAGCCCCGGUUCUGCUGGGACGAGCCAUGGCUUUGGCAUCCCCGAGCGAAGGGUGAGGCUGAGACCCCGGGCAGCCGCUCCCUCCAGCGCCUUCCCUGGCUCCGCGCUCCAGCCCAGGAUUUCGAGGCAACAGGAGACUGGAAACAGCCUUCCCAACACAGCAUUCACCCUGUGAGGACUGAGGUGACCUCCAAGACUCUUCCCAGCAUGUUCAGUGAAAAGAGCAGCGCCUCUUUGCCCCAAAAACCCACCCAGAAGAAGACUCGACCCCAGGGCCUCCCCUCCCCUGCUCUCUGCUGUGCCUGUGGACUCUGCAUCAUGCUAGCAGGGAUCAACAUCACCUUAGUGGGAGCAUUUGCCUUUGGGACCUUCCUCCCUGUGAACAACCCUCCCAUCAUCAUCGGGCCCAUCCUGCUGGUGGUGGCCUUCACGUUCUUCGGUGCCUGCUGCAUCUGCAGCCGGAGGCCCCCGGCCCACGGGGCCAGGAAAUCCAAACCAGGUUCUAACAUUGGGCUCAUCAAACCUGGCAACACAGCCUUUGAAAUUGAAACCAGUGAGCACACGGUGCAGGACACCACUGCUGUCCAGCUGAGCCCCACCAAUUCCCCCAUCUCCUCCAAAAAGUCCACGCCGGUUCACGAGAACGCCAAGGCUUGCAAACUCUUCACCAUGGAAGGCAACGGGCCAGUGGCCAAAUACUCCACAGGGGGAGAGGCCAUACAGCUCAACCUGCCCAGGGACCUGGCCACAUCCUAAACCCGGGCAAAGCUUUUGUCAGCAGCCAGCCAAACGCUGCCAUGGGUGGGCUGGAAUUGUGCCAUCAGUCAGAGGCGUGGGGAAGGUGCUUGUGGAAAGCCAGCAGUCAGUCAGGUCUCUCUGAACCACUUUAAGGGAGAUGGAUGCAACAGCAGAAAGAAAAAUAACCCAGAUUUUUUGCUGAAACAUGCCCAUUAUACAGUUUUAAAAAGAAAACUGAUAACGAUGCUGCUGUGAAAAGAUGAUCUCGGUUCCUGGAAAUACGCUGCCAUUUUUGGGGAGCACACAGAAGAGGGGAAUGAAUUAAUUUGUCUGAUAUAAUGUGACAGUUGGAAGGAGAGGCUACAUGGGACUGACAAAUGACAGCUCUUUCUUCUCAGAAGUGAAGCAAUUCUUGGACAUAAAAGAAGCAGGAAUGCAGUAAAUUACAGCUUGCUGCCACUCAGUCACAAGAAGAUUUCAGCAUUUUUAGUGCCAGACUUUUUGGCAGUAGGGACAAAGCUAUGUCUUUGCUACUGAAAAAGCAGUGUGAAACCAUCUCUCCUCUGUUGAAAAUUUUCGCCCUAUCCUGCCCUCAUUUGGGUGAUUUUACUGCCCAUUCGAAGAGAAGGAACCACAAGGAUCACAAUCAGCACUGGUAUUUUCCUCUCAUGUUAAUGAGCUUGAGCUGCAGCUGUGCUACUCCUCUCAGUGUAUUUCUUGGAAGAUCAGUCAGGCUGGAUCCUUGGGGAUAAGCUCCUGGGGUAACCAGAGACUAACAGGAGCCUGCAAAUUAAAUUUUUGGGCCGUGAUUAUAUAUGGAGUACUAGGCAACAUUCUUCGCAUAUUUUUGUGGAAGGCUGGCCUGGGACAUGCCUCAGGGCAGGGGGUAGAUGAGAGUAUGGGCUUCAGAACAGCUGUGCUGGAAGAUGGUGACUGUGAGAUCCAUUGCCCAGGAGUGGAUCCUUGCUGCAGGAAAUUGGCUGCUCAGGGUGCUCAUGGGCUUGCAGAGCAGUGGGAUGAGUUUGCAGAAGAGAAUUUAUCAAGAGCUGUUCCAAGCAAAAUUCCAAGAGAAUUUAUCAAGAGCUGUUCCCUCUGCCUCAGAAAGACCCUAACCUGGUGGAAUAAUGCUGCAAAGGGUUUGUGUUCUUCUCUGGGGGACUCUGGCUGGGAGCACAGUGCUGUGCUGAUGGGCUUUGCUCUGACUCCUGUUCAGUGUGGGGAAGGACAGCACUGCUAGGCAGGACUCGUAUGUGGGGAGGCAGCACCAAGAGAGUGGAUCUUGAGUAGGAAUGGCUGCACAGGUUCCUCUGUUUAUGGUAACUCUAUAUCUGAAAUGAGGUUUUUGGUACUUUGAAUGACAAGGAAAUCAUCUGGACCAUACCACAUCACUACAGGGGCCCAGCUAGCCCAGAAUCCAGUUUCUGACCAGGCUGAGAGCAAGGUCUGGAGAGGAACAUAAGGACAGGGGAAAACCAGGAUGCUGCUUGCCAGAAGUGCUUUCCCAGCUUCCAAUGUGCUAUUGCUUAGGAGCUUCCUGAGCUGGAAGUGGUGCCUGUAUGUAGCAGCCCUGAAUGGAUUUCUCCCCCAUGAAAUAAUCCAUUUGCACCUUGACUGUCUGUCAACUCCCAUCAUUUGUGAUCCUGCAGCAGAGAGUUGCACACUUUGGCUUCUUUUCAUCCUGCAUCCUCCUACCUCCCUUUGAUGGCUCAAAUUCCCAGGUUAGAAGGGUCAGCAAACAGCCCAUGGCCUCACCACCCCUCGGGUUUUCUGAGAUGUUUUCCAUGUCAUGUUCCCUGCAUCUCUCUCUUACAGAACUUUACAUCUCCUGUAGCCAGAGGGGAGGAAACUCUUCCCAUUCAGCCCAGCAGCAGCUGCUUGUUUGGCUGAGGACAGCACAGCCCUGAGGCUUUAGCCAUCAGAAAUCCAUGUAGAGAGAGAUGGGAGGGCUGAAGGGGAAGUGCUGGAGGAGAGAGAGGGGCUGUGGCAUGGCCAAGGCUCCCCUUGGCCGCCAGGUACCUCUGUGGAGAGGCAGCCCUGUGGAGAGAAAAGCCCUGGUGCUGUACAGGCCAUGCAGGAGGGGCCCUGGCUGCUCUGGGAGCCCCUGGGCAGCUCAUGGUCCCUGCAUGAGCCCAGCUAGGAUGAGGUUGAAGUAAUUCCUUGAUAAAAGGUUAACCAAAGAGUUGUAAUGUGAGUCCUUGAGCCCUCCAGCAGUUUGCUGCCUCCAACAGCUCCUUCUCCACAUCUUGAUUUUAGCAGGGUGGGUCUGCACUGAUUAGGAGGAGAAGAGGCAGGUUUGGGAGGAGGGUGUUUGUGUAGGGCUGGGUAUAUGUGGGUUCAGGUCUUUGGUACAGCCUCCAGGUCCUGGGCAAGUCAUUGAUUUGAGCUGUGAGAGGGCAAACACCUGCUCCAGCUCCAUGGAAAGCUGCUGUAGGGAUGAGCAUUGCCAAGGAGCAGGGCUGGCAUUGGCACACCUGAAUCUGGAGAUUGCUCUGAGCUGGAUGGGUCUGCACAGCCUGAGCCCUGUGGGAUCUCCCUUAGUGCUCAUUUUCUUGGGGAAGAAAUGAGCACUUUCUGCCCCCAGCACGGCCCCAGGAAUGCAGGAACUGCUGAGCUGAGGAAAGGCUCCCUCGAGUUUUGCCUGCCCAUGAGUGCUGUAGCAAUUAAGCAGAACAGCUUGCUGGUGUAGGCUUGAUUCUCAGCUUGCUGGCCUCACUAGCAUACAACAGCUUGGAAUUCUUUUAGAGACAUUUCCCGUGUGAAUAUGGUUAUCUUUGAGCACUCGGAGCCAAAAAAUUAGUAAAAUCAAGUGAUAACCACACAAUUCCUUUCUUUGAUUGCUGAAGUCCAGAAAGCCAGCACUGGAGAGCACCCUGGAAUCACUCCUCAUCACAGCUGCCCUGUGAAAUGCUACCAGAGGUGGAUAAUGCAGUGCCUGACCAAGAGAGGACAACCAGCAGAGAUGGUGUCUGGGCAGGCAGAGGGGCAGGAGCAGGGAGAUGCUGAUGCCCUGGUGAGGUGGGUGUGCCCACCAGUGAUGCCCUGGUGAGGUGGGUGUGCCCCCAAGCUGUGACCCACACCUGCCUGCCCAGCACGGUGGCCAUGAGAGCAUCCUCUGCCUUCCUGCUCUUGCCUUCUUCAGUCUUUUGUAAUUCCCAUGUCUGUCUGUCUGCUCACCCCCAUGGUCAGCUGUGCCUGAUGUUGUGAAUUUUGUGCCUCCUUGUGUAGUGGGAGAUAAGGAGAGUUCCUGGUUCUCCAAGUCAGCAUUUCUAGUGUGAGUCUUUUUAUAAAAAUUGCUGUUUCUGUGUGUGCAGUGUGGAAUUUGGAAAAGAGAGACACAUUAAAAUAAUUGCACUCAGAAA
Agelaius phoeniceus (red-winged blackbird) is the source of this 4252-nucleotide messenger RNA. RefSeq names its product transmembrane protein 275 (gene TMEM275). The record is from RefSeq and is a predicted model, not a curated record. NCBI's taxonomy places the organism in Eukaryota, Metazoa, Chordata, Aves, Passeriformes, Icteridae.